Messenger RNA from Haliotis rufescens (red abalone), 1435 nucleotides. RefSeq lists its product as uncharacterized. Bases 24 to 1103 code for a protein of 359 amino acids. Lineage: Eukaryota; Metazoa; Mollusca; Gastropoda; Lepetellida; Haliotidae. The record is from RefSeq and is a predicted model, not a curated record. The transcript is spliced from 3 exons.
CUGUCACGAUCAACUUACGACAGAUGGAAUAUUCUUGCGUAAUGUGGAAACGCGGUAUGGCGCAUCGAUCUGCGAAGAUGCAUGCAGUGGGGGCAUUAAGUAUAUUGGCAGCCUUACUAGUCAUUGUCAAGCUGGUUAACGUCUCCCAAAAGCCCGAGGUGAAGUUAGGAAUCCUUAGAGAAAGAAGAUUUGAAGUAUCUGACUGCAUCCUCCCCGGAAUCUGUCGUGUCGUGACACCAAAUGAAACAGAGUAUUACCUCUACAGCAGACAACAAACAUUCAACCAAAAUCUAAGUAUGCCGGUUCAGUAUGGUAGGUCGAUUGCGCAUGACCAUAACGUUGUGCCUAAUAUAGUUCACGUGACAUGGUAUGGCGGUGCAAAGAGGAACACAUUCUUAUUCCAUCAUUUCGUGUGCCUCCAAUCCAUCCAUAGGUUUGUAAAACCCAAGUACAUUCUCUUCUGGUUUGACCGGAGACCGGAGGGAGGAUACUGGGACCAGGCCGCAGAGCGCUUCCCGGAGAUAGUGUUGGUGUACAAGGCUCCCCCAACCACCAUCAUGGGGCAGCCCGUUAAGGUCCCCGAACACCAGUCAGACAUCGUCCGACUCGAGGCACUGAUGGAAUACGGCGGCAUCUAUAUGGACCUCGACGUCAUCGUCCUCAAGUCGCUGUCACCACUUCAGUCGUACGACAUGACGAUGGGAUACGAGACACCCGAUGGACUCUGUAACGGUGUCAUGGUGGCGAGGCCGUGGGCAGACUUCCUUAAGAUCUGGUACAAGGACUACAAGACGCUAGAUGAUAGUGUCUGGGGCUAUCACUCUGUCCUCCUUCCUGCAAAACUUGCCCUGAAGUACCCUAACCUCAUCAACACAGAAUUCAGAUCCAUGAACCACCCAAAUCCAGGAGAAAGCUUUGCACUCCUGUACGGAAACAAGUCAUUUGAUUGGCAGACUACGAACUAUGUUGUCCAUACUUGGAUUCGAACCCAGUUAAUUGCAAAGAAACUGACAGCACAGUCAAUAAGAAAUUGGGACUGUGUGGCUGGUGAGAUAUUCAGGUAUAUAUACUAUGGUGACAAAGCUCUCAUACCACCCCAUUAGUAGACUGUAUCGCAGCAGAGCUCUCACGUCACCCCUUCAGAAUACUGUAUCAUCGCAGAGCUCUCAAGUCACCCUUCAGAAGACUGUAUCAUCACAGAGCUCUCAAGUCACCCUUCAGAAGACUGUAUCAUCGCAGAGCAUUAUUUCAUGAAGCGUGGGACAUAAAACAGCCUUGUUUCACACCAUUUAUCACGAUAACCAUCAACUCUAGACCCGUGAAGAUCCGGGAUAGAAUAGGUCUUCAGCUCUGAGGCGUAAGAGGCGACUAACGGGAUCGGGUGGUCAGGGUCGCUGACUUGGUUGAUGAUGCAUGUCAUCGUAUCCCAAUUCCG